Fragaria vesca subsp. vesca is the source of this 1164-nucleotide messenger RNA. Its product is annotated as F-box protein CPR30-like. The record is from RefSeq and is a predicted model, not a curated record. The transcript has a single exon. The coding region runs from base 1 to 1164 and encodes 387 amino acids. Gene Ontology annotation, molecular function: protein binding. NCBI's taxonomy places the organism in Eukaryota, Viridiplantae, Streptophyta, Magnoliopsida, Rosales, Rosaceae.
AUGACAGAAAAUUACCUACCAGAAGACAUCAUUGUGAAAAUCCUCCACAGGGUUCCCCUAAAACCCCUAGUACGAUUCAGCACUGUUUCGAAAGGCUGGCAUUCCAUUAUAUUUGCCGACCCUCAAUUCAAGAAAUCCCAUACGAAAUUUGCUUCUGCGCAGCAAACCCUCAGUCGAAGACUCCUCUAUUCCACGGCCUCUCAAGUUGAAUCCUUAGUCUUGGAGACGCCGUCGUUUGGAGACACUUCUUCCGUCAGAAAGCUCAGCUGCCCCUUCAAUAAACACGGGAAUCGUAUCAAGCUACUAGGCUCCUGUAAUGGCUUGGUAUGUGUAGCUCUUGAGUCCACGCGAAACUUGUAUAUUUGGAACCCAACAAACGGAUUCUUCCAAAAGUUACCCGACCCUGGUUUCUCCCAAGAAGAUAAUAUUGUGGUUUACUCUGGUUUAGGGCAUUUGUCAGCCACAGACGACUACAAAGUUCUAGUUGCCGCCGGUAGAGCUAGAAGCAGAGAUCGGCGCCGCAAACUUUAUUUGCGGCGGGACGAGAUCAAGGAGGUGAAGAUAUUCUCAUUAAGGUCUAAGUUAUGGAUUGAACUGAUCCCUCCACGCUUGACCCUUGAGCGUCAGGGGACUUUGUGCAAUGAGGCACUUCAUUGGUUGCAUUGCAAAAGUAUCGUUGUUUUUGAUUUGGCCAAGGAAGAGUUCAGGCUAAUGCCGCUGCCUGAUUGUCUCAUUCCUUUUCAUUUUUACAUCCGUCUUGGCGUUUCUUCUGGAGGAUGCUUGUGUGUGACGUAUACCUUCAAUUUUGAAAACUCUAUUGAUUUGUGGGUGAUGAGAGAAUAUGGCGUGCGUGAAUCUUGGACUAAGCUCUUUAACUGUAACAUUGCCGAACGGCCGCGUGGGACGUAUGUCAGUCGACCAAUCCUGGUUAAGGAGAGUACACUUUUUGUGUUUAUAUGGGAUUGGGGGAACUGGGAUAACAGGUUGGUCUUGAAGAUCGAUCAUGAACAAGGGAUAGUAGGCCAAUAUAUGUUGCCUAAGGUUGACAUGAUUGAAAGGAGAAUUGUGCCUAAUAUGAUCCAAUAUAUGAUUGGAUACGAAGAGAGUUCAGUUUGGCUUAGUGAUUACCAUGCAUGUAGUGCACGAGAAGAAGAAGGUCAAUAG